AUGUCUGCGCCGCCGGCGCUGCACAUCCGCGAGGCGAACGCGCACCUGGCGGCCGUGCACCGGCGCGCCGCGGAGUUGGAGGCACGGCUGGCCGCGGCGGAGCGCACGGUGCGCGCCCAGGCCGCGCGGCUGGCCCAGCACGACCAGCAGCUGCGCGCCGCCCUCGAAGACCUGGGCCGCGCCAAGGACCGUGAAAUUUCAGCACUCCGAGAGCAGUUGCUGACCUCUGAGGCCACCGUCCGUAGCCUGCAGGUAGCUGUGCACCAAAGGGACAAGCUUGUGGGGCAGCUACGACCCCGGGCGGACCUGCUGCAGGACAUCUGUCACCGGCGACCACCCCUGGCCGCACUGCUGGUUACCCUGGAGGAGGCUGAACGACUGGGGCCUUUGCCGGCCAGUGACCUGAGCCACCUGCUUUCUGAGGGGCCUGAGUCAUCCCUGGCUAACUGCACCCAGGAGGAGGGAGACGAGGGCCGACUGCAGCCCACUGUGUUUGGGACCACGGUGUGAGCCACACAGCAGGGUCCAGAAGGGAUGCAGAAGGCCAUCCACUGCCAUGAGUGUUUUCAGAUGUCACCAGGGUUCUGGAGUGCGCCCCCCCAACCCCCCCCCAACAGCAUAAUGCUAUCCAAGAAGUAAAACAAGCUGGAGGCGGAGUUCUCCCCCCCCUCCACCAUGUGUGUGUGGGCACAACUAUAGAGGUCAAGGUAUAGCUGCAGGUGGCAGUGCCCUUCUUUUCCCUGUUUGAGGAAGAAUCUUGUUCACAGCUGCAUUCACCAGGCUGUCUGGCCCUCAAGCUUCCCAGGGUCCCGUUUCCACUCCCUUCUUCGCUGUAGGAGUACUGGAAUUCCAGAUUCUAGCCACAGCCUCCAGCUGUCUAUGUGGAUAUGGGUUCUGGGGGUCCCAACUCAGGUCCUCAUGCUUUUGAGUUCUCUGUUUAAAAAAAAAUUUUUUUUUCAGCUGGCCAUGGUGGCGCACACCUUUAA
This is a messenger RNA of Jaculus jaculus (lesser Egyptian jerboa), 986 nucleotides long. RefSeq names its product vimentin type intermediate filament associated coiled-coil protein (gene Vmac). The record is from RefSeq and is a predicted model, not a curated record. Bases 1 to 510 code for a protein of 169 amino acids. The transcript has 2 exons. NCBI's taxonomy places the organism in Eukaryota, Metazoa, Chordata, Mammalia, Rodentia, Dipodidae.